AUGUCCGGUUCUCUCCCGUCUUCCGCUGCGGCGGCUGUGGACGAUUUGCAUUCAGAAGAUAGUGAAUCUGCGACAGAUAGCUUGAAUCCUGCCAAUGAUGAAGGUUGGGAGGACAUUGAACCAGAGGACGAUUCGCAGCCUGUUGUUGGGCUUUUCAGUGAUGAUGUCUAUCCGGACGUGCGCUCAAUGCUGAAGGAGAGUAGGGAAAGGUACAACUUCGACCUUGUGAAGGUGCAGAAGUCUCUCGUGAAAUUGGUUAACUACAUUCGUUCCGAGGUCAAGAAGGGGAAUCGCAACCCGGAUGUUUCGUCCAAGUCACUUUUUGAGGAUGACAUCUACCUCAAACCCGUACUCGAUGAUGAUGCCCUGCUUUAUAGUCUGGAAGACCUCGAAGACGAGCCGGAGACAGUUGAUGGAGGAGUGCAUUUAGCUAAUGGACGCAGUUCGGCAGAAAAACGGAUCAUUGAGCUGCAAGAAGAGCUAGAGCGCUUGCAAGGCCAGUUCACAGACUACCGAUUGGCUGUGCAGAGGUCAUUGAAUGAACAGCUUUUUAAGGACGAGGACCCCAUCACUUCUUCAGGCGCACCAGAGAGGAAAGGCUCAGUACGGAAAAAGUUAGAGAGGGAUGAGGAAGCGGAUGCAGACUAUUUAACAUCUUACUCUUACAACGGUGCGUCGAGGUCUCAAACCAUCCAUGAGUCCAUGCUUAAAGACACGGUGCGUACGGAUGCUUACCGGGACUUCAUCUACGACAACAAAGGUCUAUUUAAGAACAAAAUUGUGUUGGACGUGGGGUGCGGGACCAGUAUUCUCUCGAUGUUCUGUGCCAAAGCGGGCGCGAAGAUGGUUAUCGCAGUGGAUAACUCCAAUAUCAUCGAGAAAGCACGCGAAAACGUCUACGCCAAUGGUUUUGGUGACGUAAUAAAGUGCCUCCAUGGAAAAAUCGAGGAGGUCAGCUUGCCUGUUUCCCAGGUGGACAUUAUAGUCUCCGAAUGGAUGGGAUACGGCCUCCUUUUCGAGGCAAUGCUUGAUUCGGUUCUCUGGGCUAGAGAUCGCUAUCUCGCGCCGGACGGCCUCAUGGUUCCUUCCCACGCCACGCUGCGCAUUGCUCCUUACGUUGAUCCCGACUAUAUCGACUCACACGUUUCCUUCUGGAAAUCUGUCUACGGCUUUGACAUGUCAAGCAUGCUUGCCAAUAUCCACGAUGAGGUCAUUGUAAAAACCACUAAGCCGUCAAAUGUCGCUGCGGAGCCGGCCGUCUUCCUACAGCUACCAUUGCACACAAUCACAGUCGAAGAACUGACUUUCGUCAAGAACUUCGAAGUCACAUUAACGGAAGACAUCGACGCUCUGGAUGGUUGGAAUAUCUGGUUUGAUAUAUUCUUUAUGCCGUCACGCACAUCCAAAAUUAAGGACGACGCCGUGCCUUCGGAGAUGAAGAAGCAAGGCUUCGUGGCUUUCACCACUGGGCCCCAUGGACCAGAGACACACUGGCAACAAUGUGUCUUGCUUAUAAAUCAUGGAGGGAAGGAUCCUGUUCCGCUGAAGAAAGGCCAAGUCAUCAAAGGUGAAAUCGGGUAUCGGAAGAAAGAAGAAAGAUCGCGCGCUUUGGAAAUCGAGAUCCAGUGGGCCGCAGAGGGCAUGGAAAAGCAACAACAGACGUGGUCGUUGCAGUGA
Messenger RNA from Rasamsonia emersonii CBS 393.64, 1677 nucleotides. RefSeq names its product Protein arginine methyltransferase RmtB. Lineage: Eukaryota; Fungi; Ascomycota; Eurotiomycetes; Eurotiales; Trichocomaceae. The coding region runs from base 1 to 1677 and encodes 558 amino acids. The record is from RefSeq and is a predicted model, not a curated record. Gene Ontology annotation, molecular function: protein-arginine N-methyltransferase activity. The transcript has 4 exons. Gene Ontology annotation, biological process: peptidyl-arginine methylation. Gene Ontology annotation, cellular component: nucleus.